CACAAUUACACAGGCGGUAAGUUGCCUUAAUAACGUAAAGCAUUAAUGUGUUUUUUAUGAAUACAUAUGAAACAGUAUGUUUGACAGUGGUUUUAUUUCGUGAUUACGUUGGUUAAGCGAUCCCGUCCAGGAGAUUUCUAGACCCCUGAUUCUUGGAAGAAUGGUUUAAUGCUGUGACUCAAUCGACCACUGCAUGAUGGAACAUGUUAAAGAUAUUCCUGGCUUUAAGACUAUCUUGAAAGUUGUUCUUAAAAGCCAAAUACAACUUCUGGUGGAGCAGCUGGCUGAGCACACAGAUGAGGAGUCUGUCAUUCUCACUGCCAGCGUAGCAGACGGCACUCUCAGCUAUCUUGGAUCGGACUUUGGUGCUCUGUUCCUAGAAAACAAUGAUGACGUGAAGACACAGUUCCUCAACUUCUGUCUCCAGAAAAACCAGCUAAAUGAACUAACAGGGGACCAGCAAGAUGAUCCCAGUGGGAUCCUGGCCAGAAGGCGUCUACACAGACGUGCGUCAGAUACGUUCCUCACGUGGACAUCUCAUCUGCUUUUCCAGGACCAAGCUGGGGAGCAAGUAGGAAACCUGACUGGGGUUGAAGCAGGGAAGGGAGACAAUUGCCCAGGGAAUGAAGUAGGAAACCGAACUGGGGUUAAAGCAGGACAGGCAGACAAUUGCCGUGGGAAUGAAGCAGGAAACCACACUGGGGUUGAAGCAGGCAAGCGGGCUGGGAUAGAAACAGGAAAGGGAGACGCUGCAUGGGGAUCAGGGGGUAGGGACCAGGAGAUUGGGUUCGUAGAGAGCCACAAGGCAGAGAGAUCUGAGCGGAGUGUGUCAAUGUCGCUUGGAGAACGGGUCAUCAAACAGGAACCGAUGGAGAAUAACACAGUAACAGAAGAGGUCCAGGAGUCUAGCUUCACCAGCGAUGAAAAUAAUGUGAAGAAAACUGCAGCAAAAAGACGCUCACCAGGAAAACGUAAGGGCAGAAAGGGAAGACGAUCAGCAAGCAAGGGAAAGCAGACAAAAAAACAAAUGGAAACAGUUGCUGAUGAUGGAGACCUUAAUGUUAACAGUGAGAAAGCUACUGACAAGGAGAUGGAUAGACAGACAGGGGCUUAUAAAGGUGUACGAGUAACGAAGGAAGGUGAAUCUGAGGAGUGUGACACAGACGUGUAUGAUGAGACUGAAGUAGUUCAGAGGACUGGAAAAUCAACCGGAUAUGUUGAAGCAAUUGAAAAGGAUAGUAUUGAAAAUGAUGAGUGUAGUAAAGGUAACAGUGAUGUUGCUUUAAAAGACAAUGGACAUAUGGAUAGAAACAAGUGUGAGCAUUCUAUGUCUGAUAAAUGUAAGGAUAAAGACACUGGAACUAUAGGAGAAUCUCGCCUGUCUAAAGAUGGAGAUAAAGUAGAUGAAAGUAGGGAAGAUGUAAAUGAAAUAGAAAAUCAGUCUGUAGAAAUGGAUUUUGAGGAAGAGGAUGCACUGUUGGAACAAACUACAGCUAAGUUACAGGAAUCAGCAUCUAAAUCAGUUAAAGAGAUAAAACAUAUGGUAAAGGAAAUACAAACAAAACACCUAAGCCCCAGGAAAAUUGGAAAAAGGAAAACAGUAGGGACCAAAGAGAAAUCUGAGAUUGAAAUAAAUGAAUCUGAGAAAAGUAAUGACAAUAACAUGGAUGUUAACAUUACCAAACAUGUUAACAAUUAUAGGAAAACUAUCAUCAAUAGUGCUAGAACAGACUUCAGUGAAGAUGAACAGGUUCAGAACUAUCAUAAGGCUGUGGAAGAUGAAAGAGAAUCCCGGUAUGAAAAGUUGUUACAAGAAGUUCAGGCAGAGUGCAAUGAGAUUGACAGUGUCAGAAUUGAGGAUCACAGUGUCGGAUGUGAGGAUGAAAGUCACAUUGAUUCUGGUGAGAGGGUAAGUGUUGAAACUCAGACAGCACUUGAGUCUGAACCUGUUAAUAAUGCUCAGAGUGUAGGUAUGUCCAAACAUGAACAGGAUAAAAAUGAGCAGGUAAAACAAGCUGAAAUAAGCGUACAACAACACAAACAAACUGAACUAAGAAAACAGAUUCAAAGAGCAAACAGUGAUAGAACUAGUACCAAUUUGGAAACCAACACUAAUAAAUCAUCACAACCAAGUGGUGAAAGAGCAAACAUUGUAAAAAGUGUGAACCCAAAUGCUAUAGUAAUUGAUCUUGAUGCAGUAGAUACCACAUCGCAAGCCCGUAUUGAGAAGACACCAGUAAAGCAAGUAACUGGGCAGUCUGCAACACCCAGGCUCCAAAGAACUCCCAGUGCCUCAAGUGCUGGCAAACAAAGUACCCCAACCAGUUUACAAGGAAGACGAUCAAGUCAGCAAGGGACUCCUGCAAAGGGAGGCAACUUCAUCGACAAUUUAAUCUCAAAAGGCAUCCCCAUUAUAAUUCCCGAUGAAGACGACGAAUCAACACCCAAAUCACGUGGGACUUCGAUCAAACAAAAGCUUUACCAAGAUGAAAGUCAUUAUCAGUAUGAAGGUCUCAAUCCAUAUGUAGAACCAGUCAACCCUGCUGAAGAAUAUGUCCCCAUGUCUACACAGGUACCAAGCUAUCCACAGCACAGGUUUCAAUCCCCCAAAUCCAGCUAUCCGGGUCAACCAAGACAUCAGUUCACAUCCUCAAUGAGCUCAAACACUUCGGGUGCCUCGCCACGACAAGCUCUCCAUCAAAGACUCCAAGGGACCGUUACUCCAACAAAGACUCAACAUGGAACAGUUACUCCAACAAAGAUUCCUGCAUCAACUGUACAGAGACAGAUGUCACCGGGCAGAUCCUCUGAAGAGGGUUCAGGAAACACAAUAGUGCAGUACGCCAAGCUGCCUGUGUCGCCAAGGACCCACAGUCAGGAACAUAUGUCUGAUAUACAGGCGAUGUCAGGCACGCCAUCAAAGUCAGACAGUACCACCUCAAGACGACCAGGAACCGUCCCGUCUCCGCUGUCCAAUCGACUUAAGGGACAAGUUCCUGAUCAUGCUGUACGACUCAGUCAGUCACAGAAAAACAAGACGGCAGUAGACUCAUCAGCCUCGGCGAUAAUAGUCGAUGAUGAGCCUCCAAAACUGACGAGGGAAGAGUCUCGGAAGGGUGUUAAGUCUCCAACAGAAACUGUGGUGUAUCUGACAGAACAACAGCAGCUACAAAUGGAGCAAGUGAGGAAACAGCAGAUGGAGAAGAGACUGCAGGAGAAAGCGGCUCUCAUGCAGAGACAGAAACCAGUGUUUAGCCGUCAGGAGGGGCCGAUGAUUGUGAUACAGACAGCAUCACAGGAACUGUCAAUGGAACCACAGAAACCGUCUGGUCAGUUGCUUCAGCAGCAGCAGUUGGCACAGCAACAACAGUUAAGUCAGCAGAAAGCUCAGCUCUUGCAGCAACAACAGCAUCAGCAAAUGCUACAGCAACAGCAGCAGUUGUUUCAUCAGCAAAUACAACAACAACAGCAGCAACAGCGAAUGGCUACAUCACAAUUGUUGACCCAGGCUAUGAUGAGUAACAGCGUGAACAUGUCCAAUCUAAACAUGGUACCAGUGUCGUCAGAGGGUGUCAAUAUACCAGGAAUGCCAGUGCUGUUCAAUGUGUUACAAGCCAUGCCUAUAUCUAUCGCCAUAUCCCAGCCGUCUGAGAGUCUCCCAGUGAUAUCUGGGGUCACCAGCAUGGCGGCUCAGUUUGUUGACCCCCCUGACUUGCCUGAUACGAGGCCCCAGGCCAGUGUCAUCCAGAUGCAUACAAACUCUUAUGAACAGGUUUAUGGGACUUCAAACACUGGCGUGCUGCAGUCAAUGGCCAUAAAACGAACAUAUGCUGAAGAGUUUGGUGGAAAUUUAGUUCGGGAUAGUGAAGAUGAGCCCCUGCAGAAAAGAGCCACUUUUUUGUCGCCUGUUCCUCAACCUACGAGCGAACAACCGGAAACUUUGUCUCCCAGUAAACAGUCUCCACGAGUCGAAAUUGACGUUGAUUUGCCCUCUGUGAAACAGGAAAUGAUGCAAGAGUAUGAAACAAUGGCACUGAAGUCGUCUACACGAAAGUUGAAAGAGGCUGAGAGAACGUUUUAUCCUCCGAUAAGUCCCUCUACCAAGCGUCUCCAUUCACACCCAGGGACGAGGUCGAGAGUUGCAGCAUCGUCAACAAGCUCUGAGGGUUCCUCCAGCGAACCAUCAUCAUCGUCAGACGUGCUGGCAGCGGGAAGUAAGAGCUUUGGAUGCGGCGAUUGUGGAAAAACCUUUGCCACAAAGCAGGGCUUGAGCAUUCAUUUUAAGAAACACACAAAAGAGACACCAUUUGAGUGUGACGUGUGUGGGAAACAUUACUCAAAGAAAGCGUGUCUCACCAAGCAUAUUAUGACACAUUUUAAUGAAUCAACAAGCGCCAGUUGAAGGAAGUAAUGAAAGUGCAUUCAGGGAAAAAUGGGCUUAAUGCAUGUGCGUAAAGUGUUGUAAAGGCACAGGCUAGUAAGGGACAACACUUUGCGUCUGUACUGGAUAUUUACAAAGAAGAGACAUCCUUAACCCUUACAAUGCGGGAACCGAAUUUGUAAGGCCUUUGCAAACAGAUUGGAUCCAGAUGAGACGCCACAGAACGUGGCGUCUCAUCAGGAUCCAAACUGUUUGCUAUUCUGAUAGUAUUCUUUGAAAAAAAUCGAAGAAAAUGCCAAUUUUAGAAAUUCAGCAGACGACAUUUUAGCAGACGACAAAUUUCCCAGCAUGCAAAGGGUUAAAAUGACAAAUACCUUUAAAGUGAAAAAUGUCCUUUAUUAGCCUGUGCAGACUGCACAGCUUAUCUUAGACGACACUUCACCCGCACGCAUUAAACGUAGUUUUCCCAGAACAAGGCUUAUAGCUCUUUAGUUUUUUCAGUGAAGAAAAACACAUUUGUUAAGAGAUAGGCAGCAAACAGUGCUAUUCUUGUAGAUAGUAAAUUUGAACACUUUAGUCCUAGACAAGUGAGCAGGAGGGGACUAUAGGUUUAUCCCCACUCUGUCAGUGUUUGUUUGUCAGACAAACUUGUUGUUGCUGUGGUGAUAGAUGGUUUAGGAAAUACUUUAAAAGUAAAACCUGGAUCUUGUGAUGUAACUUGGUAUGUGGAUAGAGGGCCAUGUGGACAUUGUGCGUACUAUAUCAGUUUUGUUUGUCUGUUCAUCCAAAAAAAUCUGGAUCCUACAAUAACACAAAAAGAACUUAAGCUAGGUUAGUGAAAUUGAGUACAAGUAUGUUGAUAGACUGUUAUCAUAGUUAUGGGGAAUAUUCACAUGUGUCAAACACAAAUUAUGAUAUGUUGUUUGUACAGAAAUAUGUGCAAACCAAAAUUUUUAUCUUGUAACAACUGAAAAAGGACUUGAGCUAUUAAGCAGUUAAGCUACAUUGAUGAAGCUAGGUAUGUUGUUAGAAGGCCAUAUGUUGGAUGUGUACCUGAUUUAAGUUUUCUUGUUAGACCGAAAUUGUGGUUGCUAUUGGUAAUGAUAUAAUUGAAAAUCUGCAUGGAGAUUAAUACAAGUUACAGAGGUUUUCUUGCUAACGAUACUCUGACAACAUUAACCCUUUCCGACUCAGAAGCAAAGUAAUAAUGGCUAUAUGCCAACAGCAUAAAACAAGAACAGCCUGCGAGUAACUCGCAGUCUGUUCAGGUUUUAUGCUGUUUGCCGCUCAUCAGUAUCUAAGGGUUGGAAAUGAAGCCUUUAAAACUUGACUUUGUUAAGAAAGGUCUUAAAUUAAAUUUAACUUUCUAUGGGACAACAAAUGUGUAAAAAUACAUAUCUAAGUGGUAAAGGGUGAAGGCUGUAGGAGACUGCUGUAGUGUCUGUGACAAAGCUCUUGAUGUAAUAUGUAUGAACAAUAUUUAUGUAGUCAUUUAACUCUUUCAGUGCUUGAACCGAAUUUUGAAGGCCUUUGCAAACAGUUUGGAUCCAGAUGAGACACCACAGAAUGUGGCGUCUCAUCAGGAUCCAAACUGUUUGCUAUUCUGAUAGUAUUCUUUGAAAAAAAUGAAGAAAAUGUUAAUUUUAGAAAUUCAGAAGACGGCAUUUUAGCAGAUGACCAAUUUCCCAGCAUGCAAAGAGUUAAAUGCUGUCACUUUAAUCUGAAGAUAGAUUGACUUUUUUGUGUACAAUAACUGAAAGGUUAUUUAAAUAUUCUAAGUCGCCUUACUUCCAAGAGCACUUGUUCGUUUCUCAUGUAAUACCACUGUCAAAAGUAUGUGAUAUGGGUUUUGUUGAUUGACAUAUUCUGGAUGAUGAUUAGCAGGUUUAUACAGUGUGUGCUAUUCUUGUUGUUUCCACAGUAACCAAAAUAAAAUUUAUAUUCAUCUGCUAUUAUCUUUACUUUAAGCACUAUAUAAAUAAUAAUAAUACUGUUUUGAAGAAUUAACAAUUUAUAAUUUGUACUUGAGCAUAAUGUUGAAACUUAAUGUGUAACUUAUUUUCAACAGAUUUUAUAAAAUAUUAACCCUUUCAGUGCGGAAACCGGAUUUUGAAGGCCUUUGCAAACAGUUUGGAUCCAGAUGAGAUGCCACAGAACGUGGCGUCUCAUCAGGAUCCAAACUGUUUGCUAUUCUGAAAGUGUUCUUUGAAACAAAUCGAAGAAAAUGCUAAUUUUAGAAAUUCAACAGAGGACAUUUUAGCAGACGACAAAUUUCCCAGCAUGCAAAAGGUUAAACAGUUCAUAGUAGAUUUGUUUAUAAAAGUCUGCUGUUAGUUAUUUUGUAGAAGCUUGCUGUUUGUUUUGUUCUUAGAUGGUUAAAGAUUUUUACAAUUUCAAUUUUUUGUGUGAUUGUUUUACACUCUAUUUUAUGCAAGUAUUUUAGAUUUUUAUUUGUGCAUGUCUGUUAAUGCUAAUUUUUUCCACCAUAAGAACUGUUGAUGCUUCUUGGAUAAUAACUCGUGUUUCAAGUUUUUUUAACUGGUUCUUAAUGGCUUAAGUUACUUGUUGUUGCCCAGGAAGGAAUGUACAAAGAAUAAGCAUAUUAAUUGUGUAUUUUUUUUUACAGCUUUUCAUUUUUUCUCAGACUUAUAUUUAAAAGCAAAUCAUGGACAAACUUGUGGCUUGUAAAUUAUUAGUAUAUUACUCAUAUAUUAUGUUAACAUAAGUGUUAAUCAUUCACCCAAGAUGUGUAAUUUGGUACAAGGAAGGGUGUGAUCGUUUCAAUUUUCAUGUCUUGCAUAUAGAAAAUGAAUGGUUAAUGCAAUAUCAUUUUGUAUUUUAUCGGGUGGGACUUAUAAUAAAAUGACCAUUAUUUUUAUUGAUGAAGAGUCAGAUAAAUUACAAAACAGGACAUUAACUAGUUUUUCUUUUUACCAUACCAAAAUGCCCCCAUUGUAUAGAAAAAAUAAUAAAUUAUAAUCGCUACAACAUUUUAGCAUAAAUUAAUAAGAUGUAAGAGGGUUGACAUGUUAGACAGGACAUAACGAGCGCUUGCUUUUAAUAUUGGUCAAACAAGUAUUUUGCAACUUUGUUGAUUUGUGUCUAAAGUAUAAUACAUUUUGGUGUUGGGUUUGUUGAAUCUGAUUUGGGUUAUUUACUUCAAAUGAUGACUUCAUAGUUGGUCAUGAGUAAUAUAACUUACCAUACCUCUAAACAUGGACCGAUAUAAAUGUGUCUUGUUAUGAGAAAACUGGGCUUAAUGCUUGUGCGUAAAGUGCCGUCCCAGAUUAGCCUGUGCAGUCUGCACAGGCUAAUCAGGGACGACACUUUCCGCUUGAAUGGUAUUUUUAGUUUCAAAGAAGUCCCUCCUUAUCGAAAAUCAAGUUUAGGCGAAAAGUGUCGUCCCUGAUUAGCCUGUGCGAACUGCACAGGCUAAUCUGGGACAGCACUUUACGGACAUGAAUUAAGCCCAGUUUUCUCAGAACAAGACACAAAUGCUUACUGAUCAGAUAUAUAUGAGCCGUACUCUGAAGACAGGACUUGCGUGUGCGUAAGCUGUUGUCCAACAUUUGCCUGUGCAGUUUGCCCAGGCUAAUCAGCGACGAUAUUUUCAGCCUAGACUGGAUUUUGGCUAGAAAUCUUUGUAGUGGUGUGAUAAAUAUAGUUCUAGGAAAAGAACAUAGAAUGUUGCUUUUGCAUCUUGCCAUAUCUCACUUAAAGACGAUACAGUUUUGUGUUCAGUAGGAGACUGUAAUGGAAAUAUGUUACAUUUUACCAUCUCUCUGGCAAAAUAGGUCUUAAUGCAUGUGCGUAAACUGCCGUCCAAGAUAAGCCUGUGCAGUCUACACAGACUAAUCAGGGACAACACUUUCCACUUUUACAAAAAAAUUCUUUUGAAGGCAGUCACUUUUAAACUAAAAUCCAAUCUUGAUGGAAAGUGUUGUGUCUGAUUAGCACAAGCUUAUAUGGGACGACACUACGCAUAUGCAUUAAGUCCCCUUUUCCCAAGGUAUGUCUCAUUUAUGUGGUGUGUUAUCUGGUAUUGAUUAUUCAAAUGUAAAGACUGUCUGAAUAACUGUUGACAAUUAUGUGUGUUCUAACGCCGACAUGAAUAGAUAUCUUAAUACAUGCUAUUCCGAAUAGAUAUCUGAACACAUGCUAUUCUGAAUAGAUAUCUGAAUACAUGCUAUUCUGAAUAGAUAUCUGAAUACAUGCUAUUCUGAAUAGAUAUCUGAAAACAUGUUAUUCUGAAUAGAUAUCUGAAUACAUGUUAUUCUGAAUAGAUAUCUGAAUACAUGCUAUUCUGAAUAGAUAUCUUAAUACAUGCUAUUACAUCAACUCAUCUAGUAUUAAUGUAUAGUAUUAUAGUCAACCAAAGACAGUUAAUAAUUAAUUAAUUGUUUAUUUCUCUUGUAUGACAUCAGCUUUUAUGUGUGUGUAUUUUCUUCAUGAUCUAUGUGUGUAGUAUCUUGGACUUCUUGCUCUAUGUUUGGUGCAACAUUAGUUUAUGUAUUAACUAUGAAAAAUGUGUUGGUUGUUAAGUUCGUAAUGUUAUAGUUAAUUUGAAACAUGAUUUGUGACCUCUCCUAACAUUAUGUGGGGAUAUUAAUACAUGUGUGGUAAUAAUGUUAAUCUUGACAAUGCAUGUCACAGCUUAAUGUAAGAGUAUAUUGUCUCUCAAAGAAUAGUCAUAUCUUGCUGUAUUGCAUGUUCAUUUGUAAUGUAUCUAAGAAUCAUAGUUGGCAGCUUCCAUUUAAGAUGUGUAACCUGUAUGGUAUCAUUUAUGGUUGAUUUAGAUUGCAACCGUGAGCUCUCCUGAGCAUGGAUCCAUUGAAACUGUGAGCUCACCUUAGCAUAGAACCAUUGCAACUGUGAGCUCACCUUAGCAUGGAACCAUUGCAACUGUGAGCUCACCUUAGCAUGGAACCAUUGCAACCGUGAGCUCACCUGAGCAUGGUGCCAUUCAACCAUGAGCUCACUUGAGCAUGGUGCCAUUGCAACCUUGAGUUCACCUGAGCAUGGGGCCAUUGCAACCCUGAGCUCACCUGAGCAUGGUGCCAUUGCAAUCUUUAGCUCACCUGAGCAUGGUGCCAUUGUAAAUAAAGAGAGCAUACUUGGGUCAUUUUGACUAUCUUCUAUCAUACUCAUAUACAUUUUGUCAUCAGCCACACUCUCGCGGUCAAUCAUGCUUCCAUUUCAUCUCAAAUGUUUAUACGUUCCAUCAAAACUUGCUUGCAAUAUUGUUUUAAUAAUUUGAAAUUUUAAUCAAGACAUGUCUGCUUGAUUUAGUUAAAAUUGUUAUCUUUGAGUUAAUAAACGUUGCUGGUAAUAUG
Molecule: messenger RNA, 9714 nt
Organism: Dreissena polymorpha
Lineage: Eukaryota; Metazoa; Mollusca; Bivalvia; Myida; Dreissenidae
Product: inner centromere protein A-like
Exons: 6
Coding region: 194-4402 (1402 amino acids)
Biological process (GO): regulation of DNA-templated transcription
Molecular function (GO): DNA-binding transcription factor activity, RNA polymerase II-specific; RNA polymerase II cis-regulatory region sequence-specific DNA binding
Source: RefSeq, a predicted model, not a curated record